AUGGAUCAGUUUUCUUCUGGAUUUCUAAUAACAGUGUUUCUGCUGCAGAGCGUCGCUUCCCUCUCUGAGGAAACAGCCUCUCUCCAUCAGGUGCUCUCAGACUUCGCUGUCGUUCGUCCAAUCAGGACGAACGCUGAGGGCCACUUCCUGUCUGCAUCAGUCUCCGCCAGAAGACACGCCCCCUCCACAGACGACACGCCCUUUGACGUUAACAACCACAGACAAACAGACACGCCCACUUCACACCAUGCCCCGCUCACAUAUGCCUCACCAUCCAAUCAGAGAGGCCGUGGAUGGAGGGGGCGGGGUCCCGGGGAGCAGGAGGCAGAGCUCUUCUACAACGUGACGGUGUUCGGCAGGAAUCUGCACCUGAGGCUGCGUCCGAACACCCGCCUGCUGGCCCCCGCCGCCACCAUGGAGUGGGAGGAGUCAGGGCGACAACACUCUCAGCCGAUAGAAGACGCCAACUGCUUCUACACGGGAGACGUGACCAACAUGGAGGACGCGUCCGUCGCCAUCAGCAACUGUGACGGGCUGGCCGGGAUGAUCCGGACGGGUGAGGAGGAGUUCUUCAUCGAGCCGCUGGAUCGAUGGAGGACAGGAAGAGCAGAAGAAGAGGAAGAGGAAGAGGAAGAGGAAGAAGAAGGAAGACGACACAUCGUUUAUCGCUCGUCGGCCAUCAUUAAGAAACAACCAGCUGUCAAUCAAACAGCUGAAGACUUCCUCCGAGGUCCUCUGUUAGGCUCUCUGAACCUCACACAGGACGUUUGGACCGGAUCCAGAUCCACUCGACACCGGCGCUACAUCGAAGAGGCCGAAGAGUUCAACAUCGAGGUUUUGUUAGCAGUGGAUUAUUCCGUUCUUCUCUUCCACGGUCGAGACCACAUUCAGAAAUAUCUCCUGACUCUCAUGAACAUAGUUAAUGAGAUCUAUCAGGAUCACUCUCUGGGCGCCAACAUCAACGUAGUGCUGGUCCGGAUCGUCAUGCUGUCUCCAUCCAAGUCUCAGCAGCUGAUCUCCGUGGGGAACCCUCAGAAGAGCCUGGAGAACGUGUGCGGCUGGUCCUACCUCCAGCAGAGAGAGCAGAGCCACGCCGAGCAGCACGACCACACCGUGUACCUGACCAGGCAGGAGUUCGGGCCCUCGGGCAUGCAGGGUUAUGCUCCAGUUAAAGGAAUGUGUCAGCUGCACCGGAGCUGUGUCCUCGUCCUCGAAGACGGAUUCUCCUCAGCCUUCGUCGCUGCUCAUGAAACGGGACACGUGCUGGGGAUGGAGCAUGACGGAGAGGCGAACGCCUGCGAGGACGACGUCCCGCUGGGCAGCAUCAUGUCCCCGAGGGUCCAGGCCACCUUCCACCGGUACCACUGGUCCCGCUGCAGCUGGAAGGAGCUGCACACCUACCUGAACACCUAUGACUGUCUCCGUGACGACCCGUUCCUCCACGAUUGGCCGGUGCAGCCUCAGUUGCCGGGGUUUCAGUACAGCCUGGACCAGCAGUGCCGCUUCGACUUCGGACCGGGGUACAGCCUCUGCACCGCGUACACCACCCUGGACCCCUGCAAGCAGCUGUGGUGCAGCGAGUACAGCAACCCGUUCUACUGUAAGACCAAGAAGGGCCCGGCGCUGCACGGCACCAAGUGUGGACCGGGGAAGCACUGUUUCCGGGGCCUCUGCAUGCGUCUGACCCCUGACCUCCUGAAACAAGAUGGCGGCUGGGGCCCCUGGACCCCGUUCGGCCCGUGCUCGCGGAGCUGCGGGGGGGGCGUGCGCUACAGGGCGCACUACUGCGACACCCCCGCGCCCAACAACGGGGGUCGACACUGCCCCGGGAACAGCUUUGAGUUCCAGGUGUGCCAGCGAGAGGACUGCCCCCCCCUCACAGACUACAGGGAGGAUCAGUGUAAAGCCUGGAACCCGUUCUUCGAACACGAAGGAAUCAAACAUCACUGGCUUCCUCAUCAACAUCCCGACCUGGAUGAGCGCUGCCGUCUGUCCUGCGUCUCCCAGGAGACGGCGGCGGUGGUUCUGAUGGGCCGCCAGGUGCAUGAUGGGACGCCGUGCUCCUACAGCGACCCACACAGCGUCUGCGUCCAAGGAGAGUGUGAGCAUGUGGGCUGUGACGGUCAGAUCGCCUCCGACCUGGAGGAGGACCGCUGUGGAGUCUGUGGAGGAGACAACUCCAGCUGCAAGAUCAUCAAGGGCAACUUCACCCGCAGCACCAGGAAGCCAGGAUACCUGAAGAUCCUGGAGAUCCCGAAAGGAGCCAGACACCUCCUGAUCCAGGAGUUCAGAGGGACUCCUCACAUCCUGGCGAUGACCAACACGGAGACCGGUCACCUCUUCCUGAACGCUGAGGCGGAGCUCCCUGAGUCCCGGGUGGUGAUUGAGAAGGGGGCGAUGUGGGAGUACAGCAACACUGAUGAGCAGGAGUCCAUCCAGACCACCGGACCCCUGAAGUACGGAGUCCUGGUCAUGGUUCGUUCCCACGGUGAGUCCAAGGUCACGGUUUCCUACAAAUACAUCAUCCCGGAUGGCCUCCAGUCCUCGCUGGAGUCCAACCUGCUGCAGGAGGACGCCAUCUUCUACGAGUGGGCACUGAAGAAGUGGUCUCAGUGCUCCAAGCCCUGUGGGGGAGGGAAGCAGUACACGAGGUUCGGCUGCAGGAGGAAAGCUGACGGGAAAAUGGUUCAAAGGACGUUCUGCUCCAACAUCAACAAACCGAGAGCCAUCAGCCGCACCUGCAACACGGAGACCUGCAGCUCGUUACGCUGGGUGACCGGGGAGUGGGAGGACUGCAGCGCCUCCUGUGGUCAGACGGGGUGGCAGCGCCGCUGGGUCGGCUGCCAGCAGGAGGCCAGCGCUGGGAAGCAGCCGCGCUCAGUGCACAGCACACUGUGUGGAGAGGACCGACCGGAGGGGAAGAGAACCUGCAACCGCACCCCCUGCCCCGCUGCCUGGAGGGCUGGACCCUGGACCCCGUGUUCAGUAUCCUGUGGAAACGGGACUCGGGAGCGUCAGGUUGUGUGUUCCAGUCCUGGAGGUUCAGCCCAAAACUGCAGCGACCCUCGACCAAUCACAACCCGCACCUGCCAGCCCCCUCCUUGUAGCGGAGACCAGAAGAACGCCAUCAUUCAGUGGCUGUCCAGGUCCAACCCAGCCUUCCCAGCUCCAAAGAUCUCCUCUAGACAGCGAUGCCGUGGUGACCGCUCAGUGUUUUGUCGGAUGGAGACGUUGAGCCGGUACUGCUCCAUCGCGGGAUACCGUCAGAUGUGCUGCAAGUCCUGCAGCGAGGGGAACCUCAGCAACUCCACCAACUCUGACAACUCCACCAAAUCCACCAACUCUGACAACUCCACCAAAUCCACGCACUCUGACAACUCCACCAACUCCUACAACUCCUACAACUCCAACAACUCCACCAACUCCUACAACUCCUACAACUCCACCAACUCCACCAACUCCUACAACUCCAACAACUCCACCAACUCCUACAACUCCUACAACUCCAACAACUCCACCAACUCUGACAACUCCACCAACUCCGACAACUCCACAAACUCCACCAACUCUGACAUCUUUACCAACAUCAACUUUAAAGACUCAAGCCACUUCAGCAGCACGUUCCCGUCGACCACCGACAGCAGUUUGUUUGGUUUAACCACGGAGACCAUGACUUCAGCGCCCACCUCUUCCUGGACGGACAGCAGCUUCUUCAACAGUAUGCCACCCCCCCGCUCUACUGAAACUCCACCCCCGACCAGUGGAAGCAGCACCGACUUUGUGUACGUUGACUACAGCGAUUACGACGAAUAUUCGUCCUACGAGGAACCUUCGAUUUCCUCUGAAGCUCCUGAUGUUAUUCCUACUACGACCAUUCCUACAACUACUACUACUACUACUACUACUACCAUUCCGACUAUGACUAUUCCUACUACUACUAUUCCUACUACUACCAUUCCGACUACGACCAUUCCUACUACGACCAUUCCUACUACUACUACUACUACUACUACUACUACAACCACUACUAGAACCACUACAAGGCGUCCAAGAAGAACUGCUCCACCACAUGUAUUCAGGAGGAAAACUACCACUACAAGGCGUCCAAGAAGAACUGCUCCACCACAUGUAUUCAGGAGGAAAACUACCACUACAAGGCGUCCAAGAAGAACUGCUCCACCACAUGUAUUCAGGAGGAAAACUACCACUACAAGGUGUCCUGCUACAACAGAGACAGCUAGAGGUCAAAGUCCGACCCCGGCUUUGUUCAGGACGUCCGCCACAAUAAUAACACCAGCUGUCAUCGUCGCCACAUCGUCUCCGAACAGGACAUCUGGAGGGAGGAUCCGUCAAACUGAAACCGAACCAACGUCAUCGCCGUCUUCCUUCUUCCCGCUGUCUUCUAAGAAGGAGAACAACUCGGUGGACGAGGUCCCGUAUCGGAUCGUGGGAUUGGACGGAGACCGGGCGCAGCAGAAUUACUUUGUGCUGCGGAUGCCGCCGGUCCGCGAGCGAACACAAAACAAACGAAUCCAGCAGCUUCUGAACGAGAAACGACGGAAAGAACUCCUGCGGCGGAACAGGGAGGGCCGGACUGACAGGAAACCCGUCGGAUUGUAAAAAACACUAAAUAUGUUUUAAUCUUCACUCGUGAUGACGCAUGUGCAGCUUGCUCACUUUCUGCUAACGCUAACGAACUCUCAACGAGAAACAGACUGCAGAACCCGCGAAGCUACCGGCUGUUGAUCUCUGGAGGAUCACCUUCAUCCUUCAUUAGUUCACAGUCAUGUUUAUAACUCAGCUGCCUUUGAAUAUAGAAUCAAACAUCUUGAAAGUCUUACCUGUAUAAACCCUUCAUUCUGCUUCUGGUGUCCAGAUGUUUGUACCAAAUCAUCCUGUCACUAAAUAAAGCAAAGCCUCUUCCA
Molecule: messenger RNA, 4925 nt
Organism: Trematomus bernacchii (emerald rockcod)
Lineage: Eukaryota; Metazoa; Chordata; Actinopteri; Perciformes; Nototheniidae
Product: A disintegrin and metalloproteinase with thrombospondin motifs 2-like
Exons: 25
Coding region: 1-4620 (1539 amino acids)
Biological process (GO): extracellular matrix organization; proteolysis
Cellular component (GO): extracellular matrix
Molecular function (GO): metalloendopeptidase activity
Source: RefSeq, a predicted model, not a curated record